Molecule: messenger RNA, 1029 nt
Organism: Spirodela intermedia
Lineage: Eukaryota; Viridiplantae; Streptophyta; Magnoliopsida; Alismatales; Araceae
Source: the annotation of a GenBank genome assembly
AUGGAGACUGAAGCGACUCAGGCUGAUCCUGCUGAUUACGACUCUUUACUGCCUCCACGCAAGCGUCUUCUGGCCGGGAUGAAGCGGCAGAAUUGUGAAUGCUCGCCGCCUAUCUCCGAUGACCUCAUGGGACAUCUUCAUUGCCUCCUAAAUUCUAGCGAAUUAACCCCCGAAGAAAUCGUGGAGACCGUGAGGUCAGCAGCUCUGACUGCCGCCGAGGCUGCAGCUGCCGCCCGGGUGACCGCAACAGAGAAGGCGAUUGCCGCAACGAAGGCGAAAGCGUUUGCGAGGAGCGUUCUAGAAUUGGUUGCUUCUGUUUCAGGAGAUGAGUAUCGCACGAAAAUUCGUCGAAGGCGAAAAGCUAUCAAGAAGAAACAUAUCCCUGUUGAGUUACUUUAUAAAGUCAAACAUCCGCUGGACGAGGAGCUAGCCCGAAGAUUGCACCGCACUAUGAAUAGUUCCACGAGGAUUUCGAGAAAGUUGAAGAAUGUGGGUGAAGCUUCGUGGAGAACUAGAGAUAAUGAAGGUGGCAUAAUAUAUAAUGGAGAUUCAGCUUCACUUGUUGAAGAUCACAGCGAAUCAAGUGACGGAGGCUCUUCGGAGAAAUCGGGUGGAAGGAUUGUGAUGCGCUUCAGAGAUGAAUAUCAGGGGAAAGUGGCAGAAGAUUGGGAAGUCCCUUCAAGCCAUCAGUGUAAGGGUAAUGGUUUUGGUCACGGGAGAAGAGGAAGAAAUAAGCAAAAAGGAAUCUCUCUGAGCCAGUGUAGCCCGAGAGUUAAUGAAUAUCCAGGGGAAGUGACACAGUCCAGAGGUGAUCCGUUGAGUGGAGAACCAAAAUAUGAUACCAUCGAAAAUAUGCAUCUACCUGCGGAAAAACAAUCAGAUGAGGGAGAGUUAUUAUUGGAGACUACGUCUGUGAGGAGGUGCAAGAAAUUUAAAAUAUCUCAAUGUCAUUCUGAAGGUGAGAACUUGCGGAGUUUAUGCUCAAUUCCUGUUGUCAAGGCAGCGACUGCAUUGGUUCAAGUCGAUUAG